AUGGCCAGCAACGGCCCUAUUGGUAAGAUAUCUCAAAAGCUUGCCUCAGGUGUUGCAUUUGCUACAGAGGUACACCAGUACAAUAAAGUCAAAAAGGCAGCUCAGAAGCAAAAAGAGUUGGAUAAACUCUCACAGGAGAUCCAACCAGGGGAAGGGAGAUCAAAUAACGCUACACCAUCUCCUACUAGAGAACAAAUGGCCUCAGUAUCUUCGGCUCAAGGUGAAGGUGAUGAGCGAGAAUGGGAGCUCGACGAAGCUCAAGACGAAUUGGUCGAUGGCUCCGAACCACAGCAAAAGUCCAAAGGCGGAGCAGCCAAUCCCGACAAACUCAUUGCAGCCUUUCUUGCUCGUCAUCCUCUCACAGUCCCUUCUACAUCGCCCCCAUCAUAUGAUGCUGCUACUACAACACUACAAGGAGAAAAAUACAAGCUCGAGUUCCCUGUCGUGAUCCCGCAACGUCGCCCUCAGAGCAAGAAACGUGGCUUUAUUAGGGCCUAUGCACCUGAUCUCGAGGAUAUGGGGAUUGAUCAAAGCACCUGGUUAGAUUUCAUCGAGACAUUUAAUGAGGCUAGUCUCGCAAAUCCAUGGAUAAAUGCACUCAACUUAGCGUCCAUUGCGGCAAGUGCAUUACCGUCUGCGAUUUCGAUGGCCGUUUCUGUGGCUGUUAUGGUUGCGACGAAGAUUGCAAUAGAAACACAGUCUCGCUAUCGACAAAAUAAAGCUCUCGACAAACUGAAUGGUGAAUUUUUUCGUCCUCGAGGUCUCUAUUGUCUUGUAAUGACUUGGGACUCUACAUCAACCAACUCGCAGACAACGGAUGUCGAUCUCAUUAACAAUACCAUUCAAAACUCCUUGAACAGCCAGGGGAAAUUAUCACACAAGUUCCAGUCAUCGAGCGGCACAACCAGAGAAUUUGAAUUUAUGCAAACAGCAGAACUAGUAUUUCCGGGACUCGAUUAUCUAGCUUCUGUGCCACAAGGAAAAGAGUCUCAGGGACUCAAGAAUAAAAUCAAAAGGGGGAAAUUAUUUGUGGACGAUUAUAUGGAUCGGAAGGCUCAAGCCAAGUUUGCUGGAGAAAAUCCAGACAAUCUUCUCUCAAAAGGAAUCAAUCCAACAUUUGCAUCUAAAUAUUCCGAUCCAUCUCACCCUAUUCAUAGUGGCUCCUUAUACUCUCUCCUGAGCCUUGGUCACUUCAAUCCACCUACCCUCAGGAAUCUACAGACACGAGGUGCUCGUCCUGGUUUGCUGGGCUCAAGAUCUACUAGGCAAGGUGUAAUCGGUGCACUAGGCGGUCGAAGAGAGUUUUCAAGAUUAGGAGAGCGAGGAAGUGGUGGUCUUUUUGGGCUUAUUGGCACGGCGGCACAUGCUGUUCGGGAUCGUGACCGGGACCAGAACUCGUCUAUAUUACAGAGUCAACCAGACGGGUAUCAGCAAGACCGAUAUCACAAUAAUGACCUCCAGACUAAUUCAGCACGUCAAAUGCCAAUGUCACGAUCAAGAUCAAGCGACAGACCGCUCGGUGUGGGCAGGUUACUCCAGGAGAAAGUCCUUUAUCUUAUGGUUGUCAACAUGCCCACCGACGAAGAACUUGCACAAGCGCGGGAAUUGGCACAGCAAUGGAACAUUCAGAGCUGA
Talaromyces stipitatus ATCC 10500 is the source of this 1635-nucleotide messenger RNA. RefSeq lists its product as uncharacterized. The coding region runs from base 1 to 1635 and encodes 544 amino acids. Lineage: Eukaryota; Fungi; Ascomycota; Eurotiomycetes; Eurotiales; Trichocomaceae. The transcript has 4 exons. The record is from RefSeq and is a predicted model, not a curated record.